GAACAAAAAAAAAAAAAAAAAGAGUGAAGGGGAGGUAAUCAAGAGAAGCAGUGCAGAGCUAGCUAGCCAGGCCCGAAAAUGGAUGCAUGGAGGGGCUUGUUUCUGGGAUUAAUGGCUUUUAUGAUUAUGAAGGGUGGCGAGGGGCAGCUAGUGGAAAACUUCUAUAGCUCGAACUGUCCAAACGUGGAGGCCAUCGUGGCGCAGGCAGUAUCUACAAAGUUUAGCCAGACGUUCACCACAAUCCCGGCGACCCUGCGUCUAUUUUUCCAUGAUUGCUUUGUUGAGGGAUGCGAUGCCUCGGUCAUGAUAGCAUCGCCAAAUUCUGAUGCAGAAAAGGAUUCAGAAGACAAUCUUUCCCUAGCAGGAGACGGGUUUGACACUGUAAUCAAGGCAAAGCAGGCAGUUGAAUCAUCAUGCCCUGGCAUCGUCUCAUGUGCAGACAUUUUAGCCAUUGCUGCGAGGGAUGUCGUGGUCCUGGCUGGAGGCCCUUCAUUCAAUGUAGAACUUGGACGUCGUGAUGGCCUUAUUUCGCAGGCAUCUCGGGUUGCCGGUAAUCUUCCAGAACCCGACUCUCAUCUCAACGAGCUCAACACCAUUUUUGCCAGAAACAAUCUUAGCCAAAUCGAUAUGAUCGCGUUGUCCGGAGCCCACACUCUGGGCUUCUCACAUUGCGACCGCUUUGCAGACCGCUUGUACUCUUCUUCUACUGUUGACCCUACGUUAGAUCCCGACUAUGCCGAACAGCUGAAAGCAGCCUGCCCUCGAAACGUAGACCCCAGCAUUGCCAUCGACAUGGAUCCUGUUACCCCACGAACUUUCGACAAUGUAUAUUACCAAAAUCUGGUUGCAGGAAAGGGCUUGUUUACUGCAGACCAGGUUCUCUUCACUGAUUCUGAAUCUCAGCCUACUGUUGUUGAUUUUGCUAACAAUCCUGGUGCUUUUAAUGGAGCCUUCAUCACGGCAAUGAGGAAGCUUGGUAGAGUGGGGAUUAAGACUGGUAACGUUGGAGAGAUUAGGAGAGACUGCACGGCCUUCAAUUCAUGAAAAUGAUUUCUUUGGCAAUAAUCACACACAGGUCCCCAAUACGGAGAAAACGAUCGUGAAAUAAGAUCCUCCAAAGGAGUUCAAAAUUUGUAGUGACAAUCUGUCAGCUGGUGAUUUGUCAAGUUGUCACCACAGUCACAAAAUUCGUUGUUUACUGAGGAUAGAAAUAGAUUUUAUAUAUA
This is a messenger RNA of Juglans regia (Persian walnut), 1226 nucleotides long. Its product is annotated as peroxidase 55. The record is from RefSeq and is a predicted model, not a curated record. Bases 79 to 1044 code for a protein of 321 amino acids. Gene Ontology annotation, molecular function: peroxidase activity; heme binding. Gene Ontology annotation, biological process: hydrogen peroxide catabolic process; response to oxidative stress. NCBI's taxonomy places the organism in Eukaryota, Viridiplantae, Streptophyta, Magnoliopsida, Fagales, Juglandaceae. The transcript is spliced from 3 exons.